UGUACCGAUGCCUUUCAACAGAACAUACUGCAUAUUACAUUAAACAAUUAGUGGUGAAUACAAAUUGAUGUCAUCAACGGCAAAUCUGCUUUUCUUUUCUUCCGCAGCCCUGACGGCGACGCUCCCGGAGAGGCCGGUGCCAGUCUGACUUACUUACACAUUUUAAUCUAUUUAGAUGUAUUCCUGCAGGCUCAAACGGUACUUUGCACAUUAGAGUGAUUGGAGCGUGAUCAAAAAUGGGUAACACUUCCGACACUUUUAUACUUUACAUUUGCUCGGCUUCAAUGUCCUGACGCAAAUGUUAAACCUGAGUCGUGUGGCGCGCGGCGCUCUGGGUUUGGGAUGUUGCAACGCGGCUGUUUUGCUCAUUUGCGUCAUCAUCUAUAAGUUUUACUUCAGAAAUAUCUCCUUGAAAUAGUGCAAUGACGACUGACGUGAAUGUCGUCGUUGGCUGGAAGCGACACUGUCAAAGAUGGAGACUUUUGCACCACGCUCUCUAGUGAAUGCCCAUCAGAGCUUGCCUUCCCUCAUUGGACAGGGUCUGUUAUCAGGGGUGAUGACUGUUCCCACCAUCCCGACUUUCAAAUUCCGUCCCCGGCUGGAGAGGUUGGACUGGCGGCGCAUUAGGACUGUAGAUGUGGACCGGGUGGCCAGGGAGCUGGACAUCAGCACACUUCAGGAGCACAUGGCCGGUGUCACCUUCUGCAAUGUAGAAAAGGAGGUCUGCCCCCACUGCCAGAACCCCAUAGACCCUGUGCUGCUGAAGGUCAUCCAGCUGGUCCAGCUCAUGGUGGAAUACCUGCUCCACUGGCAGGACCACCUUGUCAUCAGCUUGCAGGCAGCUGAGAACAAGUUGAAGUCCUUGCUUCAGGACAGGGAACAGCUGCAGAAACAACUGGAGAAGCAAGCGGAUGACAUGCAAACCCUGAAGCAGGAGCUGAAGCAAAGGAAGAAAAUCAUUGCUUCACAGGAGUUCAUGAUCACCGCUGGCCUGGGGGGUUACCAUCAGUGUCAACACUGCGAUAAAGCAUUUUUGAACUCUUCUUUCCUGCAAAACCAUAUGCAACGUCAGCACCCAGAGCAGUAUGACAACAGGUUAACAUCAGAGACACAGAGUAAUGUCCAUUCCAUAAAGCUGGAGGAAGAAAUCAGCAAAUUGAAGGAACAGCUAACACUCACCAUGUCCCAACUGGAGGCACAGCAGCAGACAUACCUGGAGCAGGAUCAGAGAUGCAAGGAGAAGGAAUUGUUGAAGGCCCUUGAGCAAUGGAAGGACGAAGAAAAAGAAAGGCAAAAGGCACAAUUGGAAGAAAUGAGAGAGAUGAUGCUGAAGGAAUUCAAGGAGCUGUCCAGUAAAAAUGCACUUUUACAGAAAAAACUCUAUGAAAUGGAGGAGGACAGCCACAAAAUAUGGCUGGACAUGACAGCCCUGCAGGAGGAGAAAGUUCAGCUCUCUGUCAGCAUGGAGGAGAGACAUAGGCAGGACAUCCUGAAGCUCCAGCAGCAGCUCAAGAAAAAGGAUGAGAAGUGGGCGUUCCGAAUGCAGAAGGUCCAGGCCAUGUAUAAGCAAGAAAAGGAGCAGUUCCUGCAUCACCUGCACAGACUGCACUCCUCCGCCAAUACUGAAGAAGAGAGGAACCGAAAACUCGUGGAGAAGCUGGAGCGUGAGCUGCAGGAGCAGAAGAAACUGAUAUUGUCUCAGAAGGAGCAGAUUAAGAAGCUGACUUUGAAUCCACCUGAAUAUGCAGACAAGUCUACUUCACCCCAUGUGCUGGAUCCUGUAGAGGAUACUUCUGAGAAGGAUGGAGGAAAGAAAACGGAGAUAAAAAAAAAGAAAUGUGGUUUAAGGAGAAGCCCCAUCAUAAAGGACCUGGGGCCAUCAGUGUUGCAAGCUCUUCUUGAGGAGUUCAGACCCUUUUGCACAGAACUGUUUUCCAUCCCAGAAAAGAAAGCAAAGUUGAAAAAACAGGCACAAAAAAGCCCUGUGAUGAGGAGCCCCAGUGUGAAGGAGCUGCAUCCACUAUUGGAGCAGGUUCUUGAGGAGCUUGAACCUUAUUGCAUGGAACUUCUCCACAUUAUAGAAAAGCAAGCAGAGGUGAAAAAACAGACACCAAAAAAAACUUUAAGGAGAAGUGGCAUCGUAAAAGACCUGCAUCCAUUAUUUGAGCAGACUCUUUUGGAAGAGCUGGAACCCACAGUCAAACCUGAUAUAAGCAGACUUUCUACAGUCAAAGAGGGUACUGAACAGGAAAAGCAGGAAAAGCGUUUCUCCAGGUUUCAGCAGAUUCGAGAAAAACUCACUCAAAUACUGCGACUGAGACUGAAAGAGAAGACAGAUGACAAUUCAUCUCCCGAGCAACAUGCACAACCCAGACAGCUGUUUGGAGAAACCCCCAUGAGAAGCCGGUCAGGUAAUCUGACAACCAGCAUGGCACAGGUGGUAUCCAGACUGCUGGAGACUCGGCAACGGAGCCAUCAGCCCACACAGGAGAGCUACAUGAGCACUCCUCCCAAGACUUCCACCCCAAGUGUCUUCUCCCAUAGUGGCUUUUCCAAAAGCAGGACUCCUUUCUUUAGCUCAGAAAAGGAUUUUAAGGAGGAGUCUCCAGUACAGAGACCCAGAGCCUCAGUGACCAGUGUGAGAGGGCUUGACACACUGCCUGCUGACAGUGACUCGGAGUGGAUGGAUGGAAGUGAUGCGGAGACCAGCCACUUGCAGCUCCGUCGGCACUCCUCCCAAAAUGAAGACAAGCCUCAGGGUGGACUGAUCACAGACUUGAUGAGGAACCUUGAGAGAAUAUUUGCGGAACAAAGCUCAACAAAGCCAGAGGAAGGAGUGGAUGUUUUAUCCAACAAGAGCAACGUGCGGCAGAAACUCGAGGAUUCUGAGAGGGAUGAAACUGAUGACUUGGAUUCCUGCUCUUCAGAGGAAAACCGCCACCUACCUAAAACUGGUCUACUGUCAAAGAGAACCAGUGUCUGGGGUUCUUCAGCAGGAAAGACUCUGAAAAAUCAACAUGGGAGUCCUUCACUUUAGUUACUUUAUUAUUCUUUAUUUGACAAAAUUGUUGGAAAUGAAUGGACAACAUACGGAGGCAGUAGACAGCAUAGUGGUUGUCUUUUAACUGGAAUGUUACCAUUUCAAGUUAUCUGUUGUACUGCUGUGGUACCCUUGAGCAAGGUACUUAACCUUGAAUCGCUCCAGUAAAUCAUACAGCUGAGAAAAUGGGCCAUAUUUAAGUUGUUUUGGAUGAAAACUUGCUUGGACAAGCAUCCAGAUAUAGUUUCCUUGCUUUAGCUGGAUUCUAUUCUGUUUGUCAUUUGAUCAUGCAUGCUAUCUGACAUGGCAGUUUAAUUGUUUAUGCUCUCUUUUUAUUUCUCCAAAGGUACUAAUGAAGCAAAGACAUGCAGCACCAUGAAGGGUCCAAUGACACUCUGUGACUUCAGUGACUUUGACAGCAAAAUAUAAUAAACAAAAUUAUAAUGGCUAAGCAUACAAAAUAUUUAUAAAAGAAAUAAUAAAAAUAAUAAACGGCAUUCAGCUGUAACCAGAAUGGCUUAUUACUGAUUUGGUCACAGGCGCUUAUAUAGCAGGAUAAUUUUACAAUGCAGUUGUGGGUAUGGAUACUUCAGUGGAAGCUAGGAUUCAGACUUGGUCUCUCCAUUCCAAAACAAAGGCUGUAACCAUCAAGCCACCUGUCCUUCUUAUUGUUUAUUUUUAAUAUUAUAAUGGAGCAGUGGGUAGCCACUGCUGCUGUAUGUGAUAACUAUUAGAGAGCGCACACGCGCGCACCACACACACACAAUGUAUACAACCACUUGUCCCGAGCAGGAUCG
This is a messenger RNA of Scleropages formosus (Asian bonytongue), 3837 nucleotides long. RefSeq names its product zinc finger protein Dzip1-like. The transcript is spliced from 16 exons. NCBI's taxonomy places the organism in Eukaryota, Metazoa, Chordata, Actinopteri, Osteoglossiformes, Osteoglossidae. The record is from RefSeq and is a predicted model, not a curated record. The coding region runs from base 473 to 3037 and encodes 854 amino acids. Gene Ontology annotation, biological process: cilium assembly. Gene Ontology annotation, cellular component: cytoplasm; ciliary basal body.